Messenger RNA from Miscanthus lutarioriparius, 261 nucleotides. Lineage: Eukaryota; Viridiplantae; Streptophyta; Magnoliopsida; Poales; Poaceae. The record is from the annotation of a GenBank genome assembly.
AUGGACAGGACGUACGAGGUCUCUGACACCAGAUGGAUUGCUGCCGGGAAAGGACUGCAGCUUGGGUGGGCUGAGUAUGUGGGCGGCGGCAUACCACUCGCCGGCGACCUUACUUCCAAGCUGGGAAGCCAUCACAUGAGGUGCCAGAACGAGGACGGCGAGGACUCCACGGUGGUGUCGCUGCUGCUGCCGAGGCCGACGAUGGAGAGGUUUAAGAAAGAGAUGGCUGUUUGGCUCAACAAGCAUGACAAGAAUCUCUAA